This is a messenger RNA of Didymodactylos carnosus, 480 nucleotides long. Lineage: Eukaryota; Metazoa; Rotifera; Eurotatoria; Philodinida; Philodinidae. The record is from the annotation of a GenBank genome assembly.
AUGGAUGCUACAAACAUUCUAGCGCAAGUUGAAAUGGCCAAGCUAUCAGCGGAACACACGAUUGCAGAUGUUAAUGAGCAUGGGGAUUUAAGUUUUUCAAUAGAAUUUCAAUAUGAACUUCAAGUUAAAUAUAAUCAAAUACAAACAUUAAAUAAAAUAAUUUUGAAAAAAUAUGAAUUAGAGAGAAAUAAAAAAUAUGAUGAUCUAUAUUUGUUGCGUAUUUUAUUAAGCGACAUAUUCCAAUGGAUAACCACAAUAGACGGUGGAAUGGACAACAGCAUAGCAGCGUAUUUUUUUUAUUUGAUGUUAAAACCAAUGCAGACAUUGGGACGAAUGUGUCCAUUUAUUACUGACGACGUUAUGACUUCGAUACCAUUCAUAACAGAAAAUAAAGGAUUUAAAGAAGCUUUUAAACCAAUUGAUAAAAUGUUCAAUCCACCACUAUACGUUCCAAAGAAUGAGACAAGUCAAGGUAAAUAG